Molecule: messenger RNA, 7079 nt
Organism: Mercenaria mercenaria
Lineage: Eukaryota; Metazoa; Mollusca; Bivalvia; Venerida; Veneridae
Exons: 7
Coding region: 143-2812 (889 amino acids)
Source: RefSeq, a predicted model, not a curated record
UGUGUGUUUGUAUAUAGAAAUAGAAACUGAUAGAUUAAUUUCGCGUUUUAACAUCGAUUUUAGGUUGUAGUACAGAGAGUUAUUAAUGAAAACAAUAGUAGUAGAAUCAUGGAUUUUGUAGUCGCAGUACAGAGAGUAAGGAAUGACAGCAGCAGGUGAAGGAACAUGUUGCUUUUGCAGUAAAGACCUGACGGAAGAUUUGCUAACUCUUUACAGGCAACAGUAUCAUACUCUGCCUCUUUCACCAUUGAUAGAAGAAAAAGACACGCCUCUACUUAAGUUUUACGUCAUGCCGGACAUGAAUUCAGUGGAGAUCCAGACGUCGUUCGGAGGCGGCAACGAAAUUAAAUCAAAGAUCAACUACCUCCGUGAUGUGUUCUACAAGAAAAACAAAACAUGUCGUGAAAUUUACCUUACUGCUGAUGCUGGCUUUGGAAAAACUGCAUUUAGUAAGCGACUCGUGUUGACAUGGUGUCAAGCCAAAAAGCGUAUCAAAAGUGAUGAAAAAUUCUUUAAGGAGGAAGAUAUUCAGGCAAUAUCAGAGUUUGAGUUUGUGUUCUUGUUGUCGUUACGUGAUUGUUCUGAGGAAUGUGACAUUGAUAAGAUGAUCGUUAAACAAAUAAUUCCACGACUAGCACACACUUCUGUAACUGUAAGCGACAUUGAAUUUAUUCUUUCUAAGGGUAAAGGCUUGGUAAUCCUUGAUGGUUUAGACGAGUGGAUACACCCUGAGACCACCUGUAAGCUAGGACCACGUGACAUUCCACACAGGAAAGCUAGGGAAUGUACAAUCCUCACAACAACUAGACCGUGGAAGUUGAGUGUUAUCAGUUUAAGUUCAAGUCAAAUAGAUCAAAAGUUGGAACUUGUCGGAUUUAACAAAACGUCUGCUACAGAGUUAAAGAAAAGUGUGAUCUCACUUCUGACUGGAGACAAUAACGAAGGAAAACACAUUCAGGACUUUAACACCACUGUGAAACGUAAAGGCAUUUCGGAUUUGGAAGUUAUUCCGCUUCUACUGAUGUAUCUUCUGUGUUUAUGGUGUGAUGGAAUAGAUCUAGGAAGAUCUAAAUAUGCGUUAUACUGCCAAAUUGUUGAACUGCUCCUGAAACGAACGUUUAAAAAAUAUCCAGCCCUGCAGCAGGCGCGCGAACCACCACGAAGUGAUAUCUCACAAUAUUUCAGAGAACAUGUACAUUGUAAGAAAAACUACACCCUUCUGCAAGCUUUAGGACAAUUAGCAUUUGAAACAUUAUUCAGUGAAAAACGUGAAAGCACGCUAGUAUUUAGUCAGUCAGUCACUGAAAGGUUUUUAAGCAAUGAUGAUUUGAAACUAUGUUUUCUCUCAGGAAUAUUAACACAAAGUAAGGAAGUAAAAUUAACCAGUGAAAGUUCUAAAGUUUCGUUUUCCCACAAAACUGUACAAGAAUAUUUCUGUGCACUGUACAUCAGCUGCCAAAAUGAAAAUGAUGUCAAAAAAUUAGUCAAACGAAAAUUUAACAGUGUACAAAAUAUUCUUGAUAUGUCGAAAGUGUUUAUUUUCAUCAGUGGAAUGAAUGCAGAAAUCAUGUCUUCAAUAUCGCGCGAAUUAAUGUGUGUAAUCAGUGAAGAUCAAAUAACGAGAACAUACAGAUCUAUGGCAGACUACGAUUCCAGGUACGUUAAUCCUCUGAUAGACAUACAAAACAUGUACAUUUCUUGUUUGAAAGAAAACACGGACAACACUUCUCUUUGUUUCCAGGAUUUUAUCAUCGAUAAAGAAUGUCAACAAGAAAAUCACUUCUUGAAUUUAAAACAGCUGGUGAUACACAAUAAAAGAAAUAUUAUGUCAUUAAGUAUCGAAAAAGAAGGCAUUCGUUGUUUACUUGAACUUAUCGAUCAGUGUGAACUUGAUGACCUGCACAGUGUCAAGAAAAUCUAUUACGAAGGAGAAUGCAAGGAAGCGGAAAUCAUUCGGUUGUUGACAAACAAGUCGUUGGAAUGUGUAACUGUUCUAUCACAUACAUGGCAAGGUAAUAACUUAAUACACGAACUUAGUUCUUGUUCCAGUGAACUGUCUAAAACAGUUCAGAAUAUUUCUCAGUUACGAGCAAUUAAUAUCGAAUGUUUCAAGAUGGAGCACGAUGUGCUGAAGGAGUUUCUGAAUUAUAUUAUAAACAGAAAAUCAAUGGCGGAGAUUAGAUUGCACAACUUAUACUGUGUCACACACGGUAUUUCCUGCGGAGAAAUGAAUUUGGACUUUUCCCAGCAUUCAGAUCUAAGGACGUUAGGAUUGAGCACUAUACCUGUGUCACAAUUAAAAGUGAAUGUAUCGUCGUUAGAGGAUUGUGUUGUAGGACAUUUAUCUAAACCCGGUCUGUUCACGUCAUUGCUGAGAGAGCUGCCAGCAGCCAGUAAACUACACACAUUUAGUUGUGGUUAUCUAGAAUCUUCCGGUGACAUUGAAACAUUGCUGCAGACAUUACCAUUGUUAGUUCAAGUGAAAGAAGUUAGGUUGUGGGGUAUCAACCUAGGUGAAAGGUCACUGUCUCUGUCAUCGGAAAUGGUGAAUAUAGAACUUGUUUACUUGUGGAAGGUAACAAUGUCUGGUUCAUCAUUACGUAAUCUAGUUAAGGUAGUAGAGAAACUUCCACACUCAGUGACAGUAAGAAUGAUAAAUUGUAAUAUAAAACCGAAAACAGAAUUUGCAGACGUUAAAAAAUAUAUAAAAACAUCGGAGAAUUUCGUGGUCACGUUUGAUAGAAUCAAUCAGUACGACAACAAGUACACGUUUGAGUUUCAAACAACUGAAGCUGGAAGUCGAGUACAUUAAGUUAACCAGGGAACUUGGACUGAUAGUGUAGAAAUAUUUUAUAAAAAUUACUCAUUGAAUAUAUGUAACAUAAAACAUAACACAUCGACAUGACACAUGACAUGUAUGUACUGAGUUAAAAAUAGCCGUGCUUGCGAGUGAAAUAGACACGAAAAUCAAUUCUAAUUUUACAGAUUUAGGAAAAGGAGUUAUUAAAAUAGUUGUGCAUAGAAGAAGAGGAUGGACGUUUUCAUAUCUACAUGGAUUUAUUAGACAAGUGUACAUUAUCCGAGCUGUCUGCUAUGUCCCAUAUCUAGGCCAUGUGUGUGCAUUGGGUUGCCGAUGAGUACCAGUUAAAUAGACCGUAUUGAUUGAAUUGCAGGAACUGUUGGGUCUUGUGACAGCAAAUGGAACAAUAAAUUUAGUCGCCUUGAUCUGGAAUCAGAGCUUUAAUACCCGUGUGAAGUGCAAUAUAAUACAGGAGAUUUGCUUUGGUGUUGCCGCAGGGAUUCCGUCUCCAUAGAGAACUUUAUACAUAUCAUCAUUGGUUGUGUUAGAAUGGGAAACAUUUAAGAGUGACAUCUGUGAGAAGUACAGUGACAUCCACUGGCAUGAUGAGUUGUUGGAGAAUCUGUACACUGUGCCAAAAAUAGCAGGCAUUCUCUCUGUUGGAACAGUUCUGGAUCAACAGAGAUGAACAUUACUAAAAAGUUGACAGAGGAUUUUCUCCAUGAGUAAAGGAAUUACAGCAUCAACUUUAAGGAAAACCUGACUUAGGUUAACAACAAGUUAAAGUCUUUCAUCAAAGAUCAUACCACGGGUUGUAAUUUUGUACCUAGAUUCCAGAACCAAUGAAGGGUGAGUUGGUUUUGCUACCAUGAUUACUUUCAAAAUGGAAAUUAACCAGAUGAUGAUUCUUCAACUGGAUCUCAAGUGAACUGCAUCAGUAACAUCAGUUUAAGUAACUUAGUUUUUAUAGACAGGACAACCAGUUCUAUUUGACUAACUGGACCCAGUUCUGUGAAAGUUCCAAGCUUAUAAAUCAUCGGCUGUAUAUUACUAACUGGAUCCCAGCUUCAAUGAGAAGUAAAUAAUCAUGGAUAUCAAAACUGUUGCACAUGACCGGCUGGAGACAGCUUAGCAGAAAAGUUUCGUGAUGUUUCGAGACAACAAUGUAAAUCUUAUAUGUAGAAGUAUAAUCCUCCAAGUGAAAUUUUACAUUAAUGAAUAGUUUAAAACUAGUACAUAUAGGUUCAGCUGUUUUGUAGUGAUUAGCAACUUUUACAGUUCAGGUGAGCGAUGCAUGACCUUCCAGUCCCUCUUGUUUCAUGUUUUGCUCAACUACUAAAAUAGUCAGUUGAGCUUUUACACUCGCCCUUUCGUGUGGUCUUCUACCAAAAUCAUUCAAAUUAUGCUCCUGGGGUGAAAAUAGGCCAAAAACAUCUUGUCUGAAACUGCAAGGCUUAGGCUUUUGAUAUUUGGUAUGUGUAAUGCAUUGUCUUGUGGUCCACUACUUUUAUCCUGAUGAAUGUCUUAGUAGACCGAAACCGGUAGAUCAAUUAAUAAAUAGUAUAUCAACCACCCCGGUGUUCGACGUGUUGUUCUCCCCUUCCAGGUUUUUGUAUUUGUUGCACUCCAAAAAUUGUUCAAAUUAUGCCUCUAGGGUGAAAAUAGGCCACGAGGAUCUCAAGUUUUACAUAGACAUAUUACAUAGGAAAAAACUGUAAAAAUGUUCUUGUUAGAAACUGCAAGGCAUAGGCUUUUGAUAUUUUGUUAUGUUGCCUUGCCUAGUGUUCCUCUACCAAAUUGUUCAAAUUAUAUAUAUGCCCCUCGGAUGAAAAGAGGCCCAGUCCUGGGAAUCCUAAAUUUAACAUAGACUUAUAUUGGAAUAAAAUCUUCUUGUCUAAAAGCUUAACACCUAGGUCUUUAAUAUUUGGCAUGCAGCAUUGCCUAGUGGAUCUGACAAGAUUGUUUAAAUUAUGCCUCUUGGAUGAAACGAGGCCCCACCCUGGGGUCACUUUUUAUGUGAGUUAUAUAGGAAUAAAUACUUCAAAAAAUUACCAAAUCAUGUCACCUAGACUGUUUAAUUGUAAUUACCUGAUGACCUCAAGUGAUUAGACUGUGACCUUGUAAUAUUUAAGCAUCAGUUUGCCAUUUGAAACAUGUGGCUCAUAAUACUCAGGUGAGUGAUUCAGGGUCAUCAUGACCCUAUUGUUUACAUUUGUGCGAGUUAGCUGCUGUCCUCCGACAGCUCUUAUUUGUAAAUAUGCAUAUCAUACAUAACAUAUUGAAUGUUCAAAUUAUCAAUGUAACUCAUUGCAGAGUUGGAGCGGUCUUCUGCGCAUGCCCAAAAGUGAUAAAUCAAUUGUAGCGCACGGCAAAAAAAUAUGCAUAUAUUUGCAUGUCCACACGCAUUUAGUGUACAAUAUUCAUAAAAUACUGACUUAAGUUUAGAGUUAGUAUCACUAUGGUUACAAAAUAUAUACAUUUAAGAUAGUUUUCGUUCAAAUUUAGUUAAUCUGGUAUAUACCAGAGUCCAUAAUUUAUACCAUUGCUCCAAGUCUGCUUUGAGUCACAGUCCCAAGUUAUACAUGAGCGGCAAUGUAUGCCUUUUGCGUACUGUCUUUAGUUUGUUCAUAAAGAUAAAUACUCAGGAAAAUUAGGUUCAGUAUGAUGUAUAUAAAAUAUCUUUUAUUUUGUACAUACAUAUAGACACUGCUUUGUUGAACUUGCAUGUAAAUAUGUUGGCUAUCUAUAUCAUUGUCAUAGUUAUACUUUAUUCAUGCCUAGCAUUUUGCUAUGUUACUCAGGGAAUACACAUUUGCUAUUUAUUACAUUCAUGUUAUACGACUUUUAGCACAACUUAAGGUUUUGAUAUCACAAGUGUACUGUACAUAUAUUUUCUUACUUUCAAAUCUCUCUAGGAAUUUGAAUUGUUUCAGUCACAUAUUUUGUUUGUACAUAAUAUAUAACUUGUAUCAAGAUAUAAGUAAAUUGGCUAUACAUUUAUAUAUCAUUAAUUUGGAAAUGAUUAUAAGUCGGGGAAUACAGAUUUACAGUAUUACUAUGUAGCCAAAAGAUAGGUAUUUACUUUUUCGCUAUGAUUUAUGAAAACAUGUUUAUAGUAGUUUUGAUUGUCUUCCAAAAUAAACAAUUUACUCAGUGAUGAACAUUUCAAUAUGCUUAGCCAGCUUGAAAAGGAAAUGAUAAAGGUAUAAUUUUUUGUUUAUUCUUCUCUUGUAAAUGUGAAUAUAAGUGAGAAAAUGUACUGAGAAUGCAGAAACAGAUUGGUAAUGUAAACAGUUUGCACCUUUAGUGUUUUGUCUACAGUUGUAAUUUACUUGUAAAUAUUCUGUAAAUAAUGUUUCAUUUAUAAAAUGUUUAAAUGUUCAAGUAAGUUCUAAAUGCUCAAACUGAUAACAUAGGGCUUCCGAGGAUGUGUGGUAAAGCUUGCUCGCUUCAAAUUACUCCCCACUCCUGUAGAUUCAAACAGAGGAAGCUAUCAAACUGGUUUACUGAAAAUGAUUUUUUACCUGAUACGCAAGCCCAUGUCUUAAAAAUUACCCCGGGGCACUUGGGGUCUUCCUCCACACUCUGAAGUUUGAAAGUGACCUACCAUUAUGUUGAUGUGACAUUAAACAAAACCUUAAAAGACUGAUUAGACAUGCCUUAUAUGUCGUUGCUGCCUUCUGUCUAGACGGCCAGUUUAACCAGUCUCGAAUUUGUGUACUGGGCUACCUUGUAAAUAUGUAUAUAAACAUUAUAAUAUAUGUAAACUCCUUAUUUUUAAAUUUGAAUGGGAAGCAGUGUUUAAAGUUUUGUUUCAAAUGUGUAAUGUUUGAUAUCUAUAUGUUUGCCAAGACUAAAGAAUGGAGAUACAUGUAAGAAAAGCUCAAUGUGAUUAACACAAGUGGAUAUGUAAGAGAAUGUAUGAGCCGUGCCAUGAGAAAACUAACAUAGCGACUUUGCGACCAGCAUGGAUCCAGACCAGCCUGCUCAUCUGCGCAGACUGGUCAGGAUCCAUGCUGUUCGCUAACGGUUUCUCUAAUUGCAGUAGGCUUUGAAACCGGAUGUGCAGGCUGGUCUGGAUUCAUACUGGUCGGGAUCUCUGCUGGUCGCAAAGCCACUAAAUUGGUUUUCUCAUGGUGCGGCUCAUAUUACUUUUAAGUUCUGUAUUUAGAACUUUAAUUUGUGAAAUUCUACAUGUAUCAAUUUUGUUUUGCUGUCUUUCAAAACAGCUAUUGGUUAUUAAUAACUACCUAUUCACUGAAUAGUAUUCAGUAUAUUA